This is a messenger RNA of Brassica oleracea var. oleracea, 2147 nucleotides long. Its product is annotated as protein CHUP1, chloroplastic. Gene Ontology annotation, biological process: chloroplast organization. NCBI's taxonomy places the organism in Eukaryota, Viridiplantae, Streptophyta, Magnoliopsida, Brassicales, Brassicaceae. Bases 304 to 1956 code for a protein of 550 amino acids. Gene Ontology annotation, cellular component: chloroplast outer membrane. The transcript has 8 exons. The record is from RefSeq and is a predicted model, not a curated record.
AGCACACAUGCAUAUAAUAUAUACACAUGCUUCAUGAAUAUGAUGUCAUCGUAAGCAUGUAUAAAGAGAAGAGCUGCGUGUGCAAUAUCAUUGUUCAUCAUCAUUACUGAUGAGAAUGUAAACAUGUUUUUUUGAAGACAUUCUUCUUCCUCUUUCAAGAGUUUUAUAUCCAAGUUGUUGUUUCUUAUUCCGGGCAGCUUUUCAAGUCGUCUCUUUGGUUUUCACAAGUCAAAGCUAAGUAAGACGUUAGCAACGACUCUUCUCGCCGGCAACCGCCGUCUACACGGCGGAAAUUUAUCAGUAAUGUCACGCACUUCCGCCACCUCCACCACUCCUUCCCGCGUGAGAGCCGCGAAUUCACACUACUCGGUCAUUUCCAGAACUAGAGCGCAAGACGACAGCAGUAAACCGAAAUCUUCCGGCCACGAUCCGGCCAAGAACCGGCGAUCAUCUCUGCUCAAGAGAGCAAACUCCAGAGAGGAGGAUACGGCGGUUCUGGCACCUCAGAGAGCUCGGUCUGUAAACCGUCCGGCGGUGGUAGAGCAAUUCGGUUGUCCGAGGAGACAAAUAUCUAGAAAGAGCGAUGAAGCAGCAACGACUGCUGCUGCGGCGGCGGCGGCGGAGGAAGAUGAGAAGAGGAAGAAAAUGGAGGAGAAGCUUGUAGUGAACGAGUCAUUGAUUAAAGAUUUGCAAGCGCAGGUUUUGAGUUUGAAGACAGAGCUAGAGGAAGCUCGUAACUCAAACGCAGAGCUUGAGUUAAAGAACAAGAAGCUUUCUCAAGAUCUUGUUUCAGCUGAAGCUAAGAUCUCAUCUCUUUCUUCUAACGACAAGCCAGCUAAAGAAUAUCAGAACACAAGAUUCAAAGACAUACAGAGGUUAAUCGCCAGCAAACUGGAGCAAUCCAAGGUUAAAAAGGAGGUAGUGGUAGAGUCAUCAUCAAGAUCAUCUCCACCAUCACCUUCUCCUUCAAGACCGCCGUUUCCAAAGUUUUUGGUAUCUCCAGCUAAUACAAAUUCAGGUAAAAGAGAUGAAGCUUCAACACCUAUUGCACCACCAACACCACCGCCUCCUCCGCCACCACCACCACCUAGGCCUCUCGCCAAAGCAGCACGUGCCCAAAAGUCACCUCCAGUUUCGCAGCUGUUUCAGUUGCUGAAAAAGCAAGAUAACACUAGAAACCUUUCGCCAUCUGUUAAUGGAAACAAGUCUCAGGUUAACAGUGCUCACAAUAGUAUAGUUGGAGAAAUUCAAAACCGUUCCGCCCAUCUCAUCGCUAUAAAAGCUGACAUUGAGACAAAAGGAGAUUUUAUCAAUGAUCUUAUCCAGAAAGUCCUGACCACUUGUUUUUCGGACAUGGAAGAUGUCGUGAAGUUUGUGGAUUGGCUUGAUAAUGAACUAGCAACUCUGGCUGAUGAGCGAGCUGUGCUUAAGCAUUUCAAGUGGCCUGAGAGGAAAGCUGAUGCCCUGCAAGAGGCUGCAGUUGAGUACCGAGAGCUAAAGAAACUGGAGAAAGAACUUUCUUCCUACUCCGAUGAUCCGAGCAUUCACUACGGUGUUGCCUUGACGAAAAUGGUCAACUUAUUAGACAAGUCGGAGCAAGGGGUAAGGAAGCUAGUCAGGCUACGCGGCUCGUCCAUGCGUUCUUAUCAGGACUUUAAAAUCCCAGUCGAGUGGAUGCUUGACUCGGGAAUGAUAAGUAAGAUCAAAAGAGCAUCGAUCAAGCUUGCUAAAACCUACAUGAAUAGAGUUGCCAACGAGCUAGAAUCAGCUCGUAACAUGGAUAGAGAGUCUACUCAAGAAGCGUUGCUUCUCCAAGGAGUCCGGUUCGCUUACAGAACGCACCAGUUUGCAGGAGGGCUGGAUCCAGAGACACUGUGUGCAUUAGAAGAGAUAAAGCAACGUGUUCCUGGUCAUCUCCGGCUGGCACGAGGGAAUUUGGCCGGAGCUCCGUCAUAGAAAAGUAACAAACAGAGUAUUAUGAGGAAUAUAUGGCCCUUGGUUUUGGUUACAAAAAGAAUGUUAUUCGCGUUAAUAGUAUUUGUUGAGUGAGUGAGUACAUGUUGUGUCCCACAAGCCACGUAAUAAUAAUAAUGUUAAAUGUAUCUACACGUGUUAUAAUGAAAUUACUCAAAAGCAGACGUUGUCUA